CGCAGCGCAACAUGGCGGUGGUAGCUGUGUCGCUGUUGGCGCUGCUCGCCACUUACUGCUACCGUGUGCCUUCGGUACUCGCCAUACCUGACCGGAAAGAGGGCGAGGAGGGCGAGUGGCCGAUGCGGCGCGCCUACCGGCUGGAGGACUUCCUGUGGACGGGGUCCGGCGACGGCGCGCUGCCCCCACAGGGGCCCGGCGCCUCCGCCGCCCACGCACCCGCCACCACCACCGUGUUCCGCACCACCACCGUGCUCACCACCGUCUUCCCCACCAGCACGCCCACGCUCGUGGUCGUCGUCGUUACUAGCUCGCCAGUAGUUAGCCCGCCAGCGACGAGCAUCCGCCCUACGCCGACGCUGGCGCCGGGCGGCCCCGACCCCGGCUGGACGGCGGAGCAGCGCUACUGGCUGCUCACCGUGGUCAAGCAGCCCCCUGGCCGGCCGCCGCCCACGCUGCGGGAGCUCGAGGCGCGCCUCGCUCGCCUCUACCGCAUCGCCUUCGACAGGCAGCAGGAGCGGCACCUGGGCCUGGUGAACGCGUCGGCGGCGGCGGCGGCGGCGCCGGCGGGUCGGCUGCGGCGGGCGCCGGCCGGGCCGGUGUCGGUGCGGCUGCUGGAGGCGGCGCCGCUGGCCGGCGACGACGCGCCGCUGCGCCUCGUGUACGCCGUCAGCGUGGGCGGCCGGCCCGUGCCCGCCGUCGCCGCCGCCUACGACAUGCGGCUGCUCUCCGACGCCGAGGUGUCCGCCGAGCUGGGCAUGCCCGUGCUCACCAAGGCAGAGCCGUUCCUGAAGCCGGCGGCGGAGCCGCUGCGCAAGCGCGGCAAGCGGCGCGUCGUGAGCGACGCGCAGGCGCCCGGUGCUGGCGGCGCAGACAACAGGGCCUUCGUGGACUCGGAGGGCGCGCAGCGCACGGAGGAGCGCGCUGAGGAGAGCGGCCGCCGACGGCCUUCGCCGCGCCUGCCCGGGGUGGCGCCACCCCCGGGUCCUCCGCCCCCAGUGGCCGCCUCCGUCCGCGAGGAGCAGACGCAGACUCCGCGGCGGCCCGCCAGUGGCUCCAGCGGCUCCAGCAGCGGCGCCUGCUCCUCUGCCAGGGCCUCGCUAGUCCGGCGCCGCGCCCAGCCGGCGCACCACCACCGCAAGCACCGCCACCACCACGACCAGCACCACCGCCGGCGACAGGCGCAGGAGCAGCAGCAGCAGGCGGUAGAAGGAGCUGCGAAGAAGCGGCCACGCCCCGCCGCAACGAGUGUGGAGGAGCCGGAGGCGGAGGACAUGGCGGACGAUGGGGCUCACCCAGUGGGCGACGACGCGGCCGCAGACGUGCCGGAGGACCUGCCGGCGCAGCUCGUCCGGAUCUCCAGCGCUGUCAGCCCCAACUCCUUCCUCUCCAUGCCGUCCAUUAAGGCUUUCCCCAGGGGUGCCAACAUCCCGGAGCCUCUGGCGCGCGUCCUGGAGCCGGUGAGUGUGCGCCACCUGGACUGCGAUGCAAUGGGCGGCGUCGCCCCAGGGGCGGCUAGGCGCCUGGCCCGCCACGGCAGCACCGGCGGUGGCGACCCUGGCGUCGUGGGGCCGCUCGUCUGGCAGCUGCACUGCCGCCAGCUGCAUUAUCAAGUUCUGCUGGAGGAACCAAUUAAAAAUACAGAUACAGAAGAAAUUCCUGAAGAAAUAACACAGCCAGAGACAACAGGUUCAAAUGUAGGUCAUAUGAGGCGUCGUUUCCAUGAGCUGUUGGAUGAUGCUUUUAGCCUCUUUGGAAGUCGCAGUGAAAGUCCUGGACUGGAAGAUGGAACCAGCAGCCCUCCUAUGUUGCACAGAGUCCAUUCAGCAAUUGUCAGGCCAGUGGGUGGGCCACCGGGUGUAUCUGCGCAGCGGCCACACACCACGGAGCUUCGACGACCUGCAACAGCAUCUACACCUCUAACUGCAGCAGCCAGGCCACGUGGAGCUUGGGGAACAGUGGAACACUCUCCACUCUCAAGUGCAGGUCGUUCAAGGCCAUUAAGUGCUGGUCCUUUCCACCGUCCACGUUUACCAACUGCUCCAGAGGUGGACUGUGCUCUAGUACUCUGUGAUUCUCGGCUUGCACCCUCUGAUCCUGCUGUACCUCUCAUUGCUGCCAUAAAGGAGGAGCUGCAGAAGUUUUCUGACAGUGCACAGCCACCUGUUACUCUUCCUGGAAGCACUUCAUCUAAAACGUAACCCAAGGAUCCUAGUACAGGAUACAGAGUCAAAGAGCAAAGAAUUUCAUGGUUGUAUUUCUCCAUGAGCCUGUUGCUACAGCUGAAAUUAUGUUACAUUUGUUGGACAUAUGAACUAACGUAAUUUAAAUACCACUUGAUGGGAAUGACAUAUGCUAGCCAAAUACAGAGACAUGGAUUUCUUACAUGAACUCAGUUGACCCAUCUAAAAUAAUUUUACAGCAUGAAUAUUGCAGAGUAAAGUGAGAAGAUGGUAUGUUUAUAAAUAUGGUAUAUAACUGAAGCACACUUAUUAAUUUCAUCCCACAUAUCAGAUUUGAUAGGUAAACUUGAAAGGCCUUACAAUUUAAACACCCUCAGAUGCUGCAGUAAUGCAGGCAGUUGCCAAAUGUAAACAGAUAAAUCUUGUAUAUUGUUCUGACUUACAUUAGUUAGUUUCAGUGUAGCUAGUACAUUAUUAUCAUGUCUCUUCAAAUGUUUAGUAAUGUUGAUGAUCUUGCUUUCAUAGACAAAGAGGCAUAUUAGGUUUUUAAGGUACAGUUGGUAUGGAACUGUUG
This is a messenger RNA of Schistocerca piceifrons (Central American locust), 2757 nucleotides long. RefSeq lists its product as uncharacterized. The record is from RefSeq and is a predicted model, not a curated record. Bases 12 to 2201 code for a protein of 729 amino acids. Lineage: Eukaryota; Metazoa; Arthropoda; Insecta; Orthoptera; Acrididae. The transcript is spliced from 13 exons.